AUAAAUGAAUAUUAAUCAAAUUCAAUUGUCAUUGUGUUUCGAAUAAAGGUCAAAGGCGAAAGCAGUGUUACAUUCUAACCGCCAUGGAUCCUCCUCACCAACAGAGAUCCGAAACCACACCGACAUCGCCAUCGCCACCCCCACCGUCUCCUCCAGCUCAAAGAGGCGAUUCUUUUCCAAUCAUCAUGAUUGUCUUUACUUUUGUAGUUAUUGGCUCCUUGGCAAUGAAUCCAUCAUCUUCGAAUAUUAAAAAUACCUUUUCCAUUUUGCAUCAAGUCCCAGAAGGUCAUGUUGGGGUGUAUUGGAGGGGUGGUGCUCUUCUAAAGACGAUAACAGAGCCAGGUUUCCAUUUGAAGAUGCCUCUGAUAACCCAUUAUGAGCCCGUUCUAGUUACUCUGCAAACAGAUCAGGUGAGGGAUAUUCCAUGUGGUACGAAAGGGGGAGUGAUGAUCAACUUUGAAAAGAUAGAGGUUGUCAAUCGGCUUAAAAAAGAUUAUGUGUAUGAAACGCUGUUCAACUAUGGUGUGCAUUAUGACAACACAUGGAUAUAUGACAAGAUCCAUCAUGAGAUCAAUCAGUUUUGCAGCUGUCAUACUCUUCAACAAGUUUAUAUAGAUGUGUUUGAUCAGAUUGAUGAAAAGAUGAAGGAUGCUCUACAGGGUGAUUGCACACGCUAUGCUCCAGGAAUUGAAAUUCUUAGUGUACGUGUUACAAAGCCCACUAUACCUGACAGCAUUAGAAGAAAUUAUGAACAAAUGGAAGAGGAACGCACCAAGGUUUUAAUAUCUAUUGAGAGACAAAAGGUAGUUGAGAAAGAGGUAGAGACACAGAAAAAGAUGGCUAUUAGUGAAGCUGAGAAGGCUGCCACUGUUAGCAAGAUCCUGAUGGAACAGAAGCUGAUGGAGAAGGAGAGUGCCAGGAGGCAGCAGGAAAUUGAGAACCAAAUGUACAUAGCUCGUGAAAAGAGUCUAGCAGAUGCUGGUUUUUAUCGUGUAAUGAAAGAAGCUGAGGCAAACAAAUUGAAGCUGACUCCUGAAUUUCUUGAACUCAAGUUUAUUGAGGCCAUUGCUGAUAACACAAAAAUUUUCUUUGGGGACAAGGUGCCCAAUAUGGUUUUCGAUCAAAGGCUGCUUGGUAACUUCCUUCAUAAUGUGUCAAGACAGGUGCCUGGUGUGAGGCAAAUUAAGUCAGAUGCUUAAGUUCCAAUAAUUUCCAUAAAGUGAAAUGAUCAGCACAACUUAUAUACAACAUAGAAAGAAAGUCACUUGAAUGGAUUUUCUCAAGCUACAUUUUUGGCUAAUCAUCCUUUUUUCUGGAUGGUAUAUAAGUGAGUCUUUUUUUUUUUUUUUUUUUCCAUUUUUUUUGGAUGAAAUAUUGGAGAGAGACUCGAUAUAUUGCUUUUUGUUACCAGAAAAUAAAGGCAGAAUAAUUUUUUUUUUUUUUACAUUUGUUCAUGAUUGUUUAAUUUGUAAAAUGUGUUGGUUUUCUUCCUCUUUGUUUCUGUUGUCAAUAUGCUUAUUGGUUUUUAUUCAAGUUCUUAUACAUGUGAUUGCAAGUUAAUAGUAGGCAAAAACAAUUCUAUUU
Messenger RNA from Durio zibethinus, 1584 nucleotides. RefSeq lists its product as uncharacterized. Lineage: Eukaryota; Viridiplantae; Streptophyta; Magnoliopsida; Malvales; Malvaceae. The record is from RefSeq and is a predicted model, not a curated record. Gene Ontology annotation, molecular function: cholesterol binding; ubiquitin protein ligase binding. Gene Ontology annotation, biological process: SREBP signaling pathway. Gene Ontology annotation, cellular component: endoplasmic reticulum; endoplasmic reticulum membrane.